ACCCUCUACUUCACUUCACAGGUUCUUUGCUCUGCGUAUAUCCAUUUGACUUUUAUCUGUCUUUUCUUUUUUGUACAAAUUAAAUUCUGUAGAAAUCCGGUCAUAUAUAGGAGAGAGUGAGCGGGCAACAGAGAAAUAGAGUGACAAUGGUGAGGAUACUACCCAUGGCGUCGUCCAUUAGACCUUCGCUGUCUUCCUUCAGGUCUGCGGCUGCUGCAGGGCCUCCUUCUCGCUUCGCUGCGCCCUUCGCUUCGCCAUCCCACAAUUCUUGUCGGCCGCUCAGUUUAUUGCAUCUCGGCAGUGCAGUUCCACAAUCUCUGUCAUUUGGCCUUAAAGCAUCCAAGCUGUUAAGAGGAGAGGGAAGCAGCACUGCUGUUAGCGCUGCUGGGAAUAUAGCGCAAGCAAGCACUGCUGCUACUGAAGAAAAUGUCUUGGAGUGGGUUAAAAAGGACAAGAGAAGAUUGCUGCAUGUUGUUUAUCGUGUUGGGGACUUGGACAGGACAAUAAAAUUCUACACAGAGUGUUUAGGCAUGAAGUUGUUAAGGAAACGUGACAUACCUGAGGAGAGAUAUACAAAUGCCUUUCUUGGAUAUGGCCCAGAAGAUUCUCAUUUUGUUAUUGAACUCACUUACAACUAUGGAGUUGAUAAGUAUGAUAUUGGAGCUGGCUUUGGUCAUUUUGGCAUUGCAGUUGAGGAUGUUACAAAGACUGUAGAUCUGAUCAAAGCAAAGGGUGGUAAAGUUACAAGGGAACCAGGUCCUGUCAAAGGUGGCAAAACAAUUAUUGCAUUUAUUGAAGAUCCUGAUGGAUAUAAAUUUGAACUUUUGGAGAGGGGUCCUACUCCUGAGCCACUAUGCCAAGUAAUGCUCCGAGUUGGAGAUCUUGAACGUGCUAUAAAUUUUUAUGAGAAGGCUUAUGGCAUGGAGCUUCUUCGCACAAGAGAUAAUGCUGAAUAUAAGUAUACGGUAGCAAUGAUGGGCUAUGGUCCAGAGGAUAAAAGUGCAGUAAUUGAGUUGACAUAUAAUUAUGGGGUUUCCGAGUAUGACAAAGGAAAUGCAUAUGCACAGAUAGCCAUAGGAACGGAUGAUGUUUAUAAAACUGCAGAAGCAAUUAGGCUCAGUGGUGGAAAGAUUACCCGGGAACCUGGACCUUUGCCUGGUAUCAACACCAAGAUUACUGCUUGCCUGGAUCCUGAUGGUUGGAAGACAGUUUUUGUUGACAAUAUUGAUUUUCUUAAGGAACUGGAAUGAGGUUUGAUCUGGAAUCAACGAGACAAACUUGUAUAAUUGAUGAACCGCGUCUGAAGAGUAAUAAUGCUUCUACAACGACAGCCCCACAGUGGUUCCUAUAAUGGACCCUCACCAAAGAAUGUAUUAAAUUCCUUUUUGUAGAUGAAAUUAACAGAGAUUGUUGUAGUAACCAGCAUUAUUGUGACCUCACAAAAGCUGGAAAGUAGUGUAGAAAAGGCUGAGAUAUGGUUUUGUCCUUUGUAUCAGCAUGUCGUCCUUCUGCAAUUUAUUCAUGUAUCCUCUGUUCCUGAUCGAACUCUGUCAUCUGGGAUGGGCAUAGAACUAGCGAGGAGGUUUUCAAAGGCCUAUCCUCUAUUCUGCGAGGCCUAUGUAAAUUUUGUCACUGGUUGAAAUUUUCUUUGAGGAUGAGCAUUUCCAAGCUUUGCAGGGAGCUGUGAGUAACUGGGUUAA
Messenger RNA from Coffea eugenioides, 1700 nucleotides. RefSeq names its product probable lactoylglutathione lyase, chloroplastic. The coding region runs from base 147 to 1250 and encodes 367 amino acids. Lineage: Eukaryota; Viridiplantae; Streptophyta; Magnoliopsida; Gentianales; Rubiaceae. Gene Ontology annotation, molecular function: lactoylglutathione lyase activity; metal ion binding. Gene Ontology annotation, cellular component: cytoplasm. The record is from RefSeq and is a predicted model, not a curated record. The transcript is spliced from 9 exons.